This is a messenger RNA of Xenopus tropicalis (tropical clawed frog), 5020 nucleotides long. It is a transcript of the gene samd7, whose product is annotated as sterile alpha motif domain containing 7. The coding region runs from base 3372 to 4976 and encodes 534 amino acids. The transcript has 10 exons. NCBI's taxonomy places the organism in Eukaryota, Metazoa, Chordata, Amphibia, Anura, Pipidae. The record is from RefSeq and is a predicted model, not a curated record.
CAUGCUGACUUUUUAGUAAAUGUAAGACAUUCACGGAAACCAGUUUAUUCAAAUUUUAAAAUGAAAAUAAAAUGAUGUUAGAGUUUUAGAAAAUCUGCCCCACAAUAACACAAUGUUGAAGUUUAGAGAAACAAUCCUCUUAAAAUAAAGCUGUUAAAUAAUUACCUAUCCUUAUAUUUACUGUUCAGAGAUUAGCUUGGAUUUCAAUACUUUGCCUCACUGUGACUCUUUAAUACGACGUGCAUGUAAAGGUAUUACAGCCAUUAGAAAGAUUAGUUCAGCAAAAGGGUCUAUAAUGGAAAGGAAUUGACAUCGCAAUCCCUUUGCUGUUGUAAAUACCACCUGAAAUCUUCUCUGCCAACUGAUGGACACAUCUAUCUGACUGUAAGUGCUGUAUGUGCUGUAACAUACAAAUGAAUGAAUAUAAGGCAGACUUCAUUUAUGGCCCCUGUAUGCAGCCCUACUCCAUUGACUCACAGUGCUUGAAUAAUGAUGCUUUCAUUCUCCAGCUUUUGAUUAUUAGCACCUAUAGUUAUCAGUUAUUCCAGGUUUAUGUCCUUAAUGUCCUAAAAAAAUAGCCUUGUUUCUACUUAUGUAACAUUUACAUGGUAUGCUGGCCAAAUAUUCAUACCCCCGUUACCCUUCUUAUUUAAUGCAACCUGUAACAUACAGCACCAGUCACAUUAAACGUAGUUGUGAGGACACUGUGCAAAAUGUGAUUUUUACUCCAAAAUGAGUUGCUAAUCACCUAGAAUAGUUUCCAAAAGGAAAGAAUUAUGCAUUUUUUUCACUCUAACAAAAUAACAAUAACGUGCUUACAGCAGCAAAAUUAUAUAUUUUUUUCCAACCAGUGGAUCAAAUGGAAAAAAAAUCUUAUACAAACCCUAAAAUACUGAGUGGGCUCCAGGGUGGCCCUUGCUGGCAGGUUACUAUACUCAUGGCUGCUCUUGCCAGUGUGAGACUACUGUCUGUUUCUGUGUUUUCUUUUUCUUCCAGAAUCUGUGUUCAACAGGGUAGAGGAUAAGGGACAUUUACUUACCAGGCGUAGUGUGCAAAGUGCAGUGUAAUUCCACAUUUUUACUCUCUUGAGUAAACUUGAGUGCAUAAUGGCUAAUAUUUAUAGAUUUGUCAUUCUGACUCAUGCCAUUGGAAAUUUUAUUAGUAUUUGAUUCUUUUGGUCUGCUGUUACUAUUGACAAAGCCUGUAACUGAAACCCUGGAACUGGCUCUACAUCUGAAGUUGUCUUGAGAGGAAACUUCGGGCGACUACGGGACAUUUCGGCGACGCGUAUGCCAUCCCACCAGCAAUUUACAUUCUAGCCGGCUGGGAUGGCAUUGUCGCCCGCAACAGCAAAGAUUUGUGACGGGGCGCCUAAUCUCCCCGUGUACCAAUGCCCUUAGGAUCACAGAAACGGCAGGGUUCCCCAGUGUCAAUAGACACACUUGCCAUCAGCGGUGAUUCUGGGGAUGCUGCUGCCGGCUGAGGCAGGAGACCAGAUGCGACCCCCUCUCUCUUGCUUCGUAAUUACAACUUUAGCAUGUGAGCAAGUCCAGAGGGGGCUAAAUCGCUACUGCAAAGAACACCAUUGCCAUUUAAAAAAAUGAAAAUUGGGCUCUUAAAUUUACCAGAGGCGGCUUUUUGCCACCCCUAGUAACUGGACGCUCCCUGCCGCCUGAGGCAAGGUUCUCACCUGCUUCUCAUGAUUCCACAGAAGAGGUAGUGCAAAUGCUAUGGCAGUUAGUGCAAAUGUUCAAAAGUGCAAGGACGUAACUACAUUUAAUGAAUGGCAUCAAUAGCCACAAUAUAUGUGUAAUUUGUAUUUUAGUGUGUUUAUUUUUAGUUUGUUUUUUGUUAUAGGUGUUUUUUUAAAAGUUUUCAACAAUUACUUUGCGUUGCUCUGCUUUUGGGACAGUUGGGGUCAAAACCCUGAAAUCGCUCUCUACUGCCGAAUAUGAGAAAUUUUCAGUCUGUUAACAUGACAACACAAGCACUGUGAUGUGGGGUAUCUGUCAGAUUGUACUUCUGAAUCAACCUAUGACCCACACUUGCACAUUGGCCGUUGGUUUUCAGUUUUGCCCAAUUAGGUUUUGCACAAGAUGAUGAGCACCAUAUAGGGUGUUGUAAGGGGCCAGCAUGUAAAUACAUCAAUGUACAAAAAUCUGUACAAUGUGUAUGUGUGUGUGGUCAGCUGAAACAAAAGUAAUAGCCUGCCUCAGUUUCUCAUCUCAGGGUAUAAUAGUUUUUAAUGUCCAUUUUAAUCACCAGUGAACACAAAAUAUAUUUUAUUGAAUGUGUCUGUGGCUCUCAUGGAAGGCUGUCAUUUAUGCCCAGUUAUAUUGGAGUUGUAUGGAAAACAGGCUGCAAUUGGCUCAGACAGAAUGUUUACUUAACCUGAAACAGCGAAAUCAUGAUGGGUUAAUUUUCUGCACACAAAUCAAUGAUUACAUAAAAUUUAAGUGUUCUCUAACUAGAAAUAACUAAACAGGUGAUGUUUCAGGGAAUGGGAUGGGCUGAAUAGCUUGCAUACAUAACUGUAACAAACCAAACGUGCAGCCUGCCAGGGGUGUAAUAAAUAGGCUUUGUACACAGAAAUAAAUAAAACAAAAGCACACACAGGCGCUCAGAUUGACAGCCUAUUGUUUUCUGCUAUAAUCCCAAAGGUUAACAUUUACGUUCAGGCAUUUAAUAGGAAGAAAGAGACACAUUUGUAAAAGGUGUUUGCUGCAAUACAAAACUUUUGAGAAACUUUAAAGGGGAGAUAUACUUUGUUUAUAAGUGUGCUUUUAUUCACCCUAUUUACCUAUAAAUGUGAGUAUUGUCUACAGAAGAUCAAAAAUCAAGGAUGGCAACUCCCAAGAUAUACCACUCCUCAUGUGAAGGGCAAUGGGCCUCAAGGCCAGCCAGAUGGUAUCAAUGUGGGCUCUCCAGACAAAGCUCUUGAGAUUAUCAGAUACCUUAAAAAAUCAUAACCGAUCUCAAGCUAUGGGGGAAUGUUGGGGGCCACCAGAAGUCUAUCAAAGGUUACAAGGUUCCUGUAUAACUGGGACACUCUAGCCCUAAGGAGACUGCUGAAAAAUCAAGCAGAAGUGACAGCAGCUAGGGGAAAGUGCACCAGAGAGUACAUGGAGCCCACUGAUGAACUGUGCAGAAGCUGGAAGUCCAGUGGAACAAGACCCAUCCAGAGCCACUAUUAUGCUUGGAAAGACCCAGAGACCUUUUUACGGAUAUUCCUGCCUAACGUGAAUGCACUCCUUGAUGGAUUCAGAGGUUCUCUGUGCUGUUAAACUGAAAAGACAUUACUGAGGCAUUUAAAUAGUUUGGCAUUCCCAAUUCCCAUCGGAGUGAGCCCAGCAUUCCCAUAUCGCUGUGGUAUGACCCCUCGUGAUCACCUCCAGAAGAUGUCUAUAAUCGGAGAGCAAGCAAAUGUAGAAGGAAAACACCUGUACCAGCUCACGGGAUGCAUGUCAGCAGCAGAACUGCGUCAAAGACAAGAGAUAAUGAUGAGGAACCAGAUGAUGGCAGGCAAUGCCCAAGUUAUGGUACCUACCCAACAGAGAAUGCCCUUAAUGCAGUCCCAGUUUGAGCCCCGCAUGCUAGAGAGAGAUUUGCUGCCAUCUGGAGACCUAAUCCUUCCCAAUGACACAAGGCAGCUACAUGUGGCGUCUCAGUUUGGCCACUCCCUUCCGGCACAUACAGGCAUACUCUCCAACAGAGUCUUCUCAAGCCCAGGGUACGGUUUUCUGCAAACAGACCCUAUGGAUUUUGUGGCUAGGAGACAAGAACUAUUGCAGAAACACAAUAUGAACAGAAUGGAACUGGAAAUGAACGCCAUGUAUCCAGCCAGAGACAUUGAUAAAUCACAACGGAAAGGCUUUAAUGACUUGGAGGCACCAUUUCUCUUCCAUGGAAUAUCAUCAAAUCCAAUGGCAGUCAGAGGAAGACAGAUGGUACCAGAAGGCCACCUUCCUUCUGAUGUGUUUGUACAUCGAAAUGCCUUUGAGAGUCUACAUGGCCAUGCAAUGUUAAAAACUGCCAGCCCAUACCCUUCGAUGAGUAAUCUGCAAAGAGAACGAGCCCGCAGGCCAGGCAGAAGAGCUGGCAAUCAAAAGGCCACAGACCAUAUGGGUGUUGCCAAAAUACAAGCAGAUAAUAAGCCACCUUCCCCACCUGCUCCUACAGAUGAAGAGAAAGAUGAGAAAAAAGAUGAAGAAACUGGGACAAUGUCCAAAUGCGAUCAGAUAAAGACAGAGGUACAGCCUGCCUUAGAUAAAAGUUCUUCUGAGUUGCAAGAUCCUCAAAAGAUGAGCAACCAGAAUAUUCCAAGAGAGAUAGCCAAUGGCAGGAGUGAGAUGGACAAGGGACCAAACAAUACUGGAACAGCUUUUGAGGAAAGAUAUAUCUACCAGCCUCCUGUCCAUCUCUCAGCAACUCCAUAUAGUUUUCCAGUUGCCAUGAACUCACCGCUGCUACCAGGCACCCAGGGUCUCUUUUUAACUAGAGAAGACUUACCCUCAGUGGAAGAUAUUCGCAAAUGGAACUCUCAGGAUGUGUAUAAUUUUAUUCUUAAUCUUCCAGGUUGUUCUAGUUAUGCACAGGUUUUUAAAGAUCACGAUAUUGAUGGAUUAACCCUGCCACUGCUCACAGAAGAACAUCUCCUGGACACAAUGGGACUUAAACUUGGACCAGCACUUAAAAUUCGCUCUCAGAUCAUCUGCCGGUUGGGAAACAUUUUCCAUAUGCCAAGCCUACAAUUGACUGGAUCUAUUUCAUCCACUGCACCAAUGCCACCUGAGCAUCCAUCUGAAGUUGUGUCACCACUCCCAUGCACUAACAACAGUGACAUUCUGCCAAGUCCUGGCCCCCAGGACCAAGACCCCCUGAAACCUGGUGAAAUAAUAAUGUCAGAGAAUAAAGAGAAUCCAUGUGAUUUAUCAAUGGGACAGACUGAUUUUCAGAUGAACUUAUUAAAAAGUUGACCAACUACUUUUAAAAUGUAAAUAAAGGAUUUGGAACUUUUUUA